This is a messenger RNA of Racocetra persica, 316 nucleotides long. The record is from the annotation of a GenBank genome assembly. Lineage: Eukaryota; Fungi; Glomeromycota; Glomeromycetes; Diversisporales; Gigasporaceae.
AUGGCAAAUAUACAAUUCAAAGUCGAUUUAUUAGAAGAUCAGAAUUCCAAACUUAUAGCUGAGAUUGCAGAAUUAAAAAGAGAAAAGGUCGAAUUCUUAGCUAAGGAAGCGAGGUCUAUGGCUAGAAUAAUAGAAUUGGAACAAUUCAUAAAAGAGAAGUUUAGAUCCAAGAUAGCAAAAUUAGAAUACAUCAUUGAGGAAAACAGACUCAAAAUAUCCCGCUCCGAAGAAAAUUGUAACAAAACUAUUACUAAUAAACAGGAUAUACCUCCUACAGAAGAAAUUCUGCCCACAUCAUCUGAGAACAAUUUUGACU